Molecule: messenger RNA, 1030 nt
Organism: Acaulospora morrowiae
Lineage: Eukaryota; Fungi; Glomeromycota; Glomeromycetes; Diversisporales; Acaulosporaceae
Source: the annotation of a GenBank genome assembly
AUGGACUACUAUCUCGAAGCCAUGGCAGAUAAAAGAAAGGAACAAUCUUCGCUUCAAAACACUGGACAAUUAAUUAAGAAACAAAAAUCGGAGCAGCCAAGUAAUGCCCUGGUUACAAGUUCAGGUUCCAGUGGGAGCGUGAUACAAACAAUUAAACGAACAUCCGGACUUCAAGCACCCAUAAUGCUUCUUAAUGGACAUCAGGGAGAGAUAUUCACCGUCAGGUUUAAUCCUUCAGGACAGCACAUUGCCUCUGGAUCAUUUGAUAGAAACAUAUUACUAUGGAAUACAUAUGGUGAUUGCCUCAAUUAUGGUCUUUUGAAGGGUCAUAAUGGUCCCAUCAUGGAAUUACAAUGGUCACGAGAUUCUAGUAAGAUUUUUUCAUGUUCCACAGACAAAACUGUUGGAGUGUGGGAUGUAACUACUGGCACAAGGAUAAAAAAAUUUAAGGGACAUACAGCAUUUGUCAAUAGUGUGUGUGCUGCGCGUCGAGGAAACGAAAUUCUAGUUAGUGGUAGUGACGACGGAACAAUUAAGAUAUGGGAUUUGCGUCAGAAAGAUGCUGUAGAUACAUUUAGUAAUCAGUACCAGAUUACAGCGACAUGUUUCAGUGAAGCCGGGGAUAUGAUCUUUGCGGGUUGUCUUGAUAAUGAUAUUUCGGCAUGGGACUUGAGGAAAAAGGAUGUCUCUUACAUUCUCAAAGGACAUCAAGAUAUUAUCUCGGGCAUCAAAUUGAGCCCAGAUGGAUCUUAUCUGUUGUCAAAUGCUAUGGAUGACACUGUACGAAUUUGGGAUGUCAAACCAUUCUCACCUGGAAACCGCUUGGUCAAAAUAUUUGAAGGUGCACCGCAUGGAUUUGAGAAAAAUCUCAUCAAGCCGGCAUGGUCAGCUGACGGAUCACAAAUAGCAACAGGAAGUAGCGAUCGGACAGUAGUUAUUUGGGAUGUGGACACUCGUAUGAUUCUCUAUAAAUUGCCAGGACACAAAGGGUCUGUCAACGAAGUUGAUUUUCAUCCGAAAGAGCCUAUCA